CCUCCUCCUUGCCCGCCCUCGAUGUUCCAAGAAGACUGCUGCCUCCAAUGCGGCAACCCCGUCCUGGCGGAAGGCCGCAUCUACUGCAGUGACGAAUGCGAGAGUUUGGACACAAGCUCACCCUCUAUAUCAACCGCCUCUUCCGCAUUCUCUUCCCCCCACCUCGACGGAUACGACAUGCCCGGUGCGCAUGACGUUCCCGCUCUCGUUCCCUCCGCUCUCGGUGCAGCCUUGUCCUUCAACCACCAAAAGCACCACUACCCUCUCUCGUCUUCCAAGUCCUCGCUCGUUUGGUACGAGGACGACGACAGCGACAGCCUCGUAAUUGCUCUGGACGACGAGGACAGUGAUCUCGGCUUCAAGUCCACUCGUGCCGCGCCGUUGGCCAUUCGUCCGACCGGCCUCUCUUACGCUCGGCGACCAUCGUCGACCAACAACCACUCCACCAUUCCCCUCCUCCACCGUCGUACUUCCUCCGGUAACCACUCCCUAGGCACGGCUUACAGCAUGACCUCUACUCGAUCCUCGACGGAGGAUUCAGACGGGCCCGUCCCUACUUCACUGCGUAGCUUGCACGCUCGUUCCCCUCACGGACACCGCCGUCACCCUUCCGCUACCGACGCGCACCAAGAGACCAUUACGGCCAAACGUAAACACAAACGUCUCUCAAUGCCUGCAUACUUUUCUCUUUUGCAGCACGGCUCCCUCCUCACGCAGACCUCGACAUCCGCCCAGUCUCCUACCUCGUUUAUUACCACGCGCCCUUCGCCCACCACUCCCCGCCUUGCAGGUCCCGCACUUGACCACACGCACGCAUUGGCCGUGUCCUCGCCAUCGAGUGGGAUGCAUUACUCCCAGAACCACAACACGUCCCUGCUCGCGAGCGUGCACACCACAGACGAAAGUCAUAUCCGCGAGAGCUUUGGCGCAGGCCUGACGCCGCCUCGUGGGCGCCGCCGGGAACCCGGUACCUCUCGGCGACGCACCUGCAGCCGUUCGCCCUCCCCUUCGCCGUCCCGCGCUCGCAGGGCGCUGUCUCCGCCUUUGCUCCUGAAGGAGGAACCGGCUUCUGAGGUCCGAGGCCGGAGACGUGUGAAUGAGCUGGACGGUUGGGGUGAGGACAAGAUUUUCGGGUUUGGGAACGGGCGGAGCGGACUGAAGGAGCGAGAGCGUGGACGUGGGAGGCAACGUUAG
Heterobasidion irregulare TC 32-1 is the source of this 1194-nucleotide messenger RNA. RefSeq lists its product as uncharacterized. The coding region runs from base 22 to 1194 and encodes 390 amino acids. The record is from RefSeq and is a predicted model, not a curated record. The transcript has 2 exons. Lineage: Eukaryota; Fungi; Basidiomycota; Agaricomycetes; Russulales; Bondarzewiaceae.